CUGGCCAUCUCGGUGAUGAACCUGUGGCCCAGCGUGCGUGUGCGGGUGACGGAGGGCUGGGACGAGGACGGCCACCACGCGGAGGAGUCCCUGCACUACGAGGGCCGCGCCGUGGACCUGACCACCUCGGACCGGGACCGGGCCAAGUACGCCACUCUGGCCCGGCUGGCCGUGGAGGCCGGGUUCGACUGGGUCCACUACGAGUCCAAGGCCCACAUCCACUGCAGCGUCAAGUCAGACCACUCGGUGGCAGCACAGUCUGGCGGCUGUUUCCCCGGCAACGCCCUGGUGACGGCGGAGGGCGGCGCCCAGAAGCCGCUCGGCGUUCUGCGCCCGGGCGAGCGCGUCCUGGAGCCCUAA
Menidia menidia (Atlantic silverside) is the source of this 360-nucleotide messenger RNA. NCBI's taxonomy places the organism in Eukaryota, Metazoa, Chordata, Actinopteri, Atheriniformes, Atherinopsidae. The record is from the annotation of a GenBank genome assembly.